Messenger RNA from Penicillium manginii, 2355 nucleotides. Its product is annotated as phosphoketolase family protein. Gene Ontology annotation, molecular function: aldehyde-lyase activity. The coding region runs from base 1 to 2355 and encodes 784 amino acids. Lineage: Eukaryota; Fungi; Ascomycota; Eurotiomycetes; Eurotiales; Aspergillaceae. The transcript has 3 exons. The record is from RefSeq and is a predicted model, not a curated record. Gene Ontology annotation, biological process: carbohydrate metabolic process.
AUGGCAUCAAAUGCAGGCGAGAAGAGCAUUUCCGCUUAUGGAGAGGCUCGCUCCACAUUGGAGGGGAAGCCUCUUGACGCCGAGCAAGUUCGCAAGAUGGAUGCAUAUUUCCGGGCUAGCAUGUACCUUUGCCUUGGAAUGCUCUACCUCCGUGAAAACCCACUGCUCAAGGAACCACUCAACGUGGAGCAUCUCAAAGCUCGGCUUUUGGGGCAUUGGGGAUCCGAUGCUGGCCAGUCUUUCACUUGGACUCACAUGAACCGCCUUAUCAAAAAGUACGAUCUUGAUGUCCUCUUUUUCUCUGGCCCCGGACAUGGUGCUCCCGGAAUUAUCUCGCAGUCCUAUCUUGAGGGCGUCUACUCGGAAAUCUAUCCCGAUAAGGCCGAGGAUACAGAUGGUAUGAAGAAGUUCUUCAAGCAAUUCUCGUUUCCUGGUGGUAUUGGUAGUCAUGCGACUCCUGAGACUCCAGGAAGUAUCCACGAGGGUGGUGAGCUAGGAUAUUCGAUCUCGCAUGCCUUCGGAUCCGUCUUUGACAAUCCCGAUCUCAUUACGUUGACCAUGGUUGGAGAUGGCGAGUCGGAGACAGGUCCACUAGCGACCAGCUGGCACAGCACAAAAUUCCUGAACCCAAUCACCGAUGGGGCCGUUCUCCCUGUCCUUCAUCUCAACGGAUACAAGAUCAACAACCCCACAGUUCUUGCACGAAUUACUCAUGAGGAGCUGUCAUCUUUGUUCGUGGGCUACGGGUGGAAGCCCAUGCACCAAGCCAUGGCAAUUACACUCGACCAAUGCAUCUUAGAGAUCAAGGAGUACCAGAAGCAAUCUCGAGAAUCCGGGACACCAUUCCGACCCCGCUGGCCGAUGAUCAUUCUUCGUACUCCCAAGGGAUGGUCGGCCCCACGCGAGGUCGAUGGCCAUCUACUCGAGGGCUUCUGGCGCGCGCAUCAGAUUCCAAUUACCGACAGCUACAGGCCAGAGGAGCUCUUCGACAAGAAUGGCAAAUUGGUUCCGGAACUCAAGGAGCUCGCACCCACCGGCAACUCGCGGAUCAGUGCCAACCCCGUCGGCAAUGGGGGUCUUCUACGCCGACCGCUCAAAAUGCCGGAUUUCCGAGAUUAUGGGUUCAUGGAUAUUGUCCCAGGCUCAACCAUCAAGGGAGGAAUGGCCAAUAUGGCCAAAUUCCUUCGUGAUCUGGUUGCCCAGAACAUGAACAAUUUCCGGCUCUUCGGCCCAGACGAGACCGAAUCCAACAAGCUUGCCGAGGUGUACAAAGCAGGCAAAAAAGUCUGGAUGGCAGAGUAUUUUGAAGAAGAUAAAGACGGAGGAAAUCUGGCCCCCAAUGGCCGCGUGAUGGAAAUUCUUAGUGAACACACUUGCGAGGGGUGGCUAGAAGGCUACAUUCUUUCAGGGCGGCACGGACUGCUCAACAGCUAUGAGCCCUUCAUCCACGUCAUCGACUCCAUGGUUAACCAGCACUGCAAGUGGAUCGAGAAAUGUCUUGAUGUGGAAUGGCGAGCUAAAGUUGCCUCUCUUAACAUCCUCAUCACCGCGACUGUCUGGAGACAAGACCACAAUGGCUUCACCCAUCAAGACCCAGGAUUCCUCGAUGUGGUCGCAAACAAGAGCCCUGAGGUGGUUCGAAUCUACCUCCCACCGGAUGGAAACACUCUUCUCUCGAUCAUAGACCACUGUCUCCGCAGUGUCAACUACGUGAAUUUCGUCGUCGCCGACAAGCAGGAGCACAUUCAGUUUUUGAACAUGACCGAAGCUGUCCAGCACUGCACCAAGGGCCUCGGAAUCUGGGACUGGGCUAGCAAUGACCAAGGCGCAGAACCCGACGUCGUGAUAGCAUCUUGCGGUGAUGUCUCAACUCACGAAGCCUUAGCCGCCACCGCGCUCCUGCGCGAGCACCUUCCACAGCUCAAAGUCCGCUUCGUCAAUGUGGUGGACUUAUUCCGACUGAUCUCGAGCAUGCACCAUCCACAUGGCCUGUCAGACAAGAGGUGGAAAGCCAUCUUCACCACCGACAAACCCAUCAUCUUUAAUUUCCACUCUUACCCCUGGCUUAUCCACCGACUCACGUACAAGCGACCGGGCCAGCAUAACCUACAUGUGCGAGGCUACAGAGAGAAGGGCAAUAUCGACACUCCGUUUGAGCUGGCUAUGCGCAAUCAAACUGAUCGAUACAGCCUUGCUGUUGACGCUAUUGACUUGGUUCAACAUCUCGGCAACACGGCAUCUGGUGUGAGAGAGAGGCUGAUCAAUGAGCAGCUAGCGGGCAAGGCCGAGGCGUUCAAUAAUGGACUCGAUUCUGAGCAUAUUCGGAACUGGAGUUGGCCUUGGCCGAGAAAAUAA